Xyrauchen texanus (razorback sucker) is the source of this 3345-nucleotide messenger RNA. RefSeq names its product junction plakoglobin a (gene jupa). Gene Ontology annotation, molecular function: cadherin binding; transcription coactivator activity; alpha-catenin binding. Gene Ontology annotation, biological process: cell adhesion; positive regulation of transcription by RNA polymerase II. Bases 190 to 2388 code for a protein of 732 amino acids. Lineage: Eukaryota; Metazoa; Chordata; Actinopteri; Cypriniformes; Catostomidae. The transcript has 16 exons. Gene Ontology annotation, cellular component: catenin complex; adherens junction. The record is from RefSeq and is a predicted model, not a curated record.
CGGAGCUCUAGACGAGACUUUGCUCUCAGCCCAGCGCAUUGUUCAGCCUCAUUUGAAUGCAGGAGAAAGUGGUAUCUGCGCAGUGGGGGAAACUAAAAUUCUCUUGAAUCACUGUCAGCAGCAGUGUUUGGAGACGAGUGCUUAAAGGUUUUAAUUUUGGACCAUUUGGUUUGAGCCUAGGAGGCCAAAAUGGAAAUGCACAUGACAGAGCCCGCUGGUUCGGUGAAGGUCUCGGAGUGGCAACAGUCGUAUUAUGGGACAGAUUCAGGCAUCCAAUCAGGAGCCACUACAGUUCGCUCAGACGAUGGUGGAACAGAGUACAGCACCAAUAAAUUCACUUACACCAGCACGUUCGCAGAGAAACCUGCAGAAGUGGAGUCUCAGUACGCAAUGACCCGUGCCCAGCGUGUGAGGGCUGCCAUGUUUCCGGAGACAGUGAUGGAGGGUUCAGCCAUCCUGUCCACACAGAUCGAUCCGUCCCAGCAGACAAAUGUACAGAAGCUGGCUGAACCCUCUCAGCAGCUCAAAUCCGCCAUCAUUCACCUCAUCAACUACCAGGACGAUGCCGAGCUUGCCACUCGUGCCAUUCCAGAGCUCACCAAACUCCUUAACGACGAUGAUCAGGUUAUAGUGAAUAAGGCCGCUAUGAUCGUGAACCAGCUGACCCGUAAGGAGGCGUCACGGCGGGCUCUGAUGCAGUCCCCGCAGAUGGUUGCAGCAGUGGUAAGAGCCAUGCAGAACACAUCAGACAUGGAGACGACCCGUGCCACUGCCAGCAUCCUGCACAACCUCUCACACCAUCGCGAGGGACUGCUAGCCAUCUUCAAAUCAGGGGGCAUUCCAGCUCUUGUGCGCAUGCUGAGCUCUCCAAUGGAUUCAGUUCUUUUCUAUGCCAUCACCACCCUGCAUAACCUGCUCCUGCACCAGGAGGGAGCCAAGAUGGCAGUGCGUCUUGCUGACGGGCUUCAGAGGAUGGUACCCCUGCUGAAGAAGAGCAAUCCCAAGUUCCUGGCAAUCACCACAGACUGCCUACAGCUACUUUCCUAUGGCAACCAGGAGAGCAAGCUGAUAAUCUUGGCCAAUGGGGGUCCUGAGGGCCUUGUUAGCAUCAUGAGGACCUACAACUACGAGAAGCUUCUGUGGACCACCAGUCGUGUUCUCAAAGUGCUCUCUGUCUGUCCUAGUAACAAGCCUGCUAUUGUAGAUGCUGGUGGAAUGCAAGCUCUUGGUAAACAUCUGACCGGCUCUAGUCAACGCCUAAUGCAGAACUGCCUGUGGACCUUGAGAAACCUGUCAGACGCUGCAACCAAACAGGAUGGAAUGGAAAAUCUGCUGCAAGUACUGGUCAGUCUGCUGUCCUCAGACGACAUCAACAUGCUAACCUGUGCCACAGGCGUCCUGUCCAACCUCACCUGCAAUAACACGCGCAACAAAACCCAGGUAACCCAGAGUAACGGUGUGGAGGCUCUGAUUCACGCUAUCCUGAGGGCCGGUUCGAAACAGGACGUGGUUGAGCCAGCUGUUUGCGCCCUGCGGCACCUUACCAGCCGACAUCCUGAGGCUGAGACUGCGCAGAACGCUAUACGAAUCCAUUACGGCAUCCCCGCUAUUGUCAAAUUGCUCGAUCAGCCCUACUCCUGGCCAGUUGUUAAGGCUGUUGUUGGUCUGAUCCGCAACCUGGCUCUGUGUCCAGCCAAUCAGGCUCCUUUGAGAGAUGCUGAGGCCAUUCCCAAACUGAUCACCUUGCUUCUGAAAUCUCACCAGGAUGCACAGAAACACGGUUCAUCCGCUCAGCAAACAUACCAGGAUGGAGUGAGGAUGGAGGAGAUUGUGGAAGGCUGCACUGCUGCUCUGCAUAUCAUGGCCAGAGAUCCUGUGAACAAUGCCACCAUUGCCAGCAUGGACACUAUUCCUCUGUUUGUACAGUUGUUGUAUUCUCCAUUGGAUAAUGUCAAGCGUGUGGCAGCUGGUGUUCUGUGUGAACUGGCUCUUGAUAAACAGUCGGCUGAGAUCAUUGAUGCAGAGGGUGCCUCUGCUCCUCUCAUGGAGCUCCUUCACUCCAGCAAUGAAGGAAUUGCCACCUACGCUGCUGCUGUACUCUUCCGAAUUUCUGAGGAUAAAAACCCUGACUAUAAGAAGCGAGUGUCAGUGGAACUCACACACUCGCUUUUCAAACAAGACCCAGCUGCAUGGGAGAUGGCACACAGCAAUACCAUGAUGGAGCCACUUCCUGGUGACGAGCUUGAUGGCUAUGGUCCAGGAGCAUAUCAAGGAUAUAGUGAUGGCAUGCAUAUGGAAAACAUGACUCUAGAUCAAGACAUGCAAGAUGAUUAUGGGCCGGGCAUACCUUACGAUCCCAUGUCCAGAGGCUACCAUGAACCCUACUAACAGCCUGAUGAUGAACUGAGCUUUGCUGGAAGAGGAAUAUGAAAGUACAGAAAAGGAAGAAACUCCUGGUUUUUCAUUGCUGGGUGGCUGUGGUUUAUUUUCCUGUAAACACACACUCUGACACUGCUGUAAUAUAUGCAGUUUUUCACUGUGCUGGGAGAGGCAGAAUUGAGUACAACUUUACACUGCCUGACAGCUUGCUGCAUUUUACACUUUUUUUGUAGAAAAUGUUAUAUUUUAGCUUUUCUUAUGGGUGCAUUAAUACAUUGUUGGUAAAAGGACCGGUUAACUAUGCCAAAGAGAUUUUAUUAUCAUAUUUUAUAAUGAUAAUCAUGUUGCUUUUUUAUAGUUUUACAAAUUUGAAAAAUGCUAUCAAUGAUUCACUCACAAUAACUGACACACGGUCAGCUUUCUAUCUUUGUUCACAAUGGCAUUAGUCAGACAAGUUUGAUCAGAGCUGAUCUGUAAUCAGCUUUAAUGUAUGAAACGUCUUGUCAUGUUGAUUUCCUACUUAAACAGACUUCACUAGGAUGAUACCUUUGAUCUCUGAAGAACAAACACAAAAGCUUUGGCAAUAACAAAUAUUGCUUAUGCAUCACCAUAUCUCUUCUUUUACAUACAGAGACUUUAUUAGAAGAGUUUUUAAUGUGUGAGGAUUUUUUUUCUCACUAUUUUCUUGUUUUGCUGAAAUGUUCUUAAUGUAUAUACAAGGAAAUACUGAUUUUAUUUGUCCUGCAAGUGUAUGGAGUGUUUGUAUUAACUUCAGGAAUAAAUGCUGUGCUGAUUAAAAAGGAAUUAACGUUUAACAACAAAUAAACCUUGUCACAAAAAAAACCUAGCUUUAGAUUUGUUAAUAUUUAAUCAGAGGAAUCAAACUGAACAGACAAUGGGGUUACUUUCUUUGUAGCAUUCUUACUUCCCUUGUCCAAAAUAUACAAAUAAAAUCAUGUUAUAUAA